Messenger RNA from Micromonas commoda, 1173 nucleotides. RefSeq lists its product with no specific name. Bases 1 to 1173 code for a protein of 390 amino acids. NCBI's taxonomy places the organism in Eukaryota, Viridiplantae, Chlorophyta, Mamiellophyceae, Mamiellales, Mamiellaceae. The transcript has a single exon. The record is from RefSeq and is a predicted model, not a curated record.
AUGGCGCGCGCGCUCGGUUUGGCGCGGCUGGUCGCGUCGUCUCGGCGCGGAUCCCUGGCGGCGGCGGCGUCCUACGCGACGUCGGCGCCGCCACCCCCGCCGCCGGCGCACGGCCGUCGCGCGUCCGGCUCGUCCGAUGACGCAUCGACGAUCCCUCCCCUGGCGUGCGAGUGGAUCGAGCCCCCGGGGGAUCAGUCGACGACGGACGCCCCCGUGGCGCUGGUGCUGCACGGCCUGAUGGGCAGCGGCCGGAACUGGCGCACGUUCGCGCGGGCGCUGUCGAAGCGUCUGGCGGCCGGCGGAACGCCGUGGAGGUUCGCACUCGUGGACCAGCUGUGGCACGGGCGCACCUUCGGCGAUCGGACGCACCGCGAGUGGAGGAACCCGAGCGCGCAGACGGCGGCCGCGAACGGCGCGUGCGCCGUGGAUCUCGCGGCGUCCGCCGUCGGCGACUUCGCCGCGCACGUGCGCGCCGUGAACCCGCACUGCCGCGUCGCCGCCGUCAUCGGUCACUCCCUGGGCGGCAAGAUCGCGCUGCGGCAUCUCGCGAGGCUCGGAGACGCGAACGCGCUGCCGCCGCACCCCACGCAGUGGUGGUCGCUCGACUCCGUCCCGUCCGCGGUGGCGCACCCCGACGAUGACCCGCACGGCGUUCAGCGCGUCAUCGACGCCGUCAGGAACCACCUGCCGAGGACGUUCGCGGCGCGCGAGGACCUCGGGACGGCGCUCGCGGCGAUGCCGGGCGGCGUUACAUUUCCCAGGGAUCUCGUCGACUGGCUCGGGACCAACUUGGCCCCCGCCGAUCCCACCGCUGGUGCGACGUCGCCGCUGACGUGGCAGUUCGAUCCCGACGGCGCCGCGGCGCUGUACGACGCGUACAAGCGGGACGACGGCGCGCUCCGCGUCGCUCUGGAUCCACCGAUGGGGCGCGGCGGGCGUUAUAACGGUUCGUCAGUCGUCCACGAGGUGCACGUGGUUCGAGCCGAGCGGUCUGAGCGGUGGCCGAAAGACACGGUAGCCGCGCUCGUGGCGCGCGCGAAACAGCGCGGGUCGAGGCUGCGGUACCACGCGCUGCGGGACGCGGGGCACUGGCUGCACGUGGACAACCCGGGGGGAUUGCGGGACGUGCUCGCGCCGGAGAUGGCUCGCCUGCACGCCAGUCUGACGAGAUGA